Messenger RNA from Closterium sp. NIES-65, 1032 nucleotides. The record is from the annotation of a GenBank genome assembly. Lineage: Eukaryota; Viridiplantae; Streptophyta; Zygnematophyceae; Desmidiales; Closteriaceae.
AUGUACCUGGCUGAACCGGAAGCGGAUAAGGUGGCACAAGAUGAGCUCCGCAUCAAGUUCGAAAGGGAGCCGAUCAAGGAGUUGCAGCAGCAGGCGCUUCCUAUGGCAGCAGCAGUAAGCACGGUGGACGUCAACCUGCUGCAUAGGAGGAUGGGGCACGCUGGUCAUUAUCGAAUCAAGGAUCUGAUCAAGAAGAACAUGGCAGCGGGAGUGAAGACCGGAAAAGUUACGGCUACCAGAGAUGUUACCUUCUACGAGCAAGACACCUACUUGGAGUGGAAGGGACGGAAACAAGGAGCUGUUGCAAAGGAAGCGGCAGGAGCACCAACUCCACUGGAGGAGAUGAUAGAUGGGAGUGAGAAGGAGGGGAUAGGGGCAGCCAAUGGAAGCGGUGACAAUGACGACUACGAAGACCACACUACGCCGGGUUCCGAUUGGGUGUGGGAGGUCCAGGCGUUGUCCUCACCUUCAACUGCUGUGGAAGAGGGUGAAGAAGACAAUGAUAAGGGAGAAGAAGUGAGUGACAACUCAACGAAUGAAGCCGGUGAGGAAGAAACUGAAAUUUCUGAUGUGGAGGAGAGUGUGGCUGAAUCUGCUAGCACGGCCUGCUCCGACCCAUGGCGAAUCAUUGACACGGGGGACAAUGAAAAGGUGGCAGCAGAGAUUGAAGACCUACUUUCAGACGGUGUGAUCGUCAUUGGAAGGGAGAUUGAAGGAGAUUCCGUGCAACAAGGAGCGGAUGAUAAUGCAGCAGCAGAGAAAAGUGGAGCUGAAAAUGAGAAUCAGGAGAUGGGGAAAGGGAAACGAGUCAAGAAACCCAAUCCUAAUUUUCUUGGGCAGAGGGUGUUGCAGCCAGAGGGACGCAAGUGGAAGGAGAUGGAGCGGACUAUCACUUACCUUCUGCAGCGGGAUGAUGAGGGGCUGUUGUUUGAAGGAGGAGAGGAGAGUCUAGAGCUAGUGGGGUACGCUGACGCCUCACAUGGAUCAAACAAGAAGGAUGGGAGGGGAGCCUAUGGCUAUGUCUACUGUUAG